Messenger RNA from Miscanthus lutarioriparius, 2619 nucleotides. Lineage: Eukaryota; Viridiplantae; Streptophyta; Magnoliopsida; Poales; Poaceae. The record is from the annotation of a GenBank genome assembly.
AUGGCGGCGGCGACCGGCGCAGGCGCGGUGAGCGAGGGGAUGCGGCGGCUCACGCAGCUCUCCCUCGUCUCCAAGGUCUGCUCGGAGCUGGAGUCCCACCUCGGCGUCGCCGACCGCGUCCUCGCCGAGUUCGUCGUCGACCUGGGCCGCGCCUCCGCCUCCGCCGCCGCCUUCGCCGCCGCGCUCAGGGACCACGGCGCCGAGCUGCCGGACUACCUCGUCCGCUCCCUCCACGCCGUCAUCGCCGCCAUCCCCGACACCGCCCCGGCCCCCGCUGUCCCCACCUCCCGUGGUGCCCACGGUACAGGGGCGCGCGUGGACAGGGCGGCGGGGGAGGACGAGGACGAGGACCACGAGCUGGAGCCGGAGCUGCACCAGGGGUCGAUGAGCCGUGCGGCAGUAAUGCAGUCUGCGUUUAUUAAGGAGAGGCGUGAUAUUCGCACCCAGGAGCAAAGAGGAAUGGUUGAUGCAAUCCCCAAGGACCUUAAUCGGUCAUGGGAGGAUCCCAUGUCAAGUGGUGGAAGGUAUCUGAUGCAGGAGCUCAUGGGCACUGGACUAUCAGCACAGAGUGUGCCGGAAUGGAAGAUGACAUAUGGGAAGGUCGGUACAUAUGGGCAGAAGUUGAGGCAUUCGAUUCAGGAGCAGAGACAAAGCCUUCCAAUAUUCAGGCUGAAAAAGGAGCUGAUCAAUGCUGUUAAUGACAACCAAGUUGUGGUGGUUAUCGGUGAGACUGGCUCAGGGAAAACAACCCAGGUUACGCAGUACCUCGCCGAGGCAGGGUAUACUACAAAGGGAAAGAUUGCAUGUACUCAACCUCACGGGGUUGCUGCAGAGUCGAUUGCAAAGCGAGUAUCAGAGGAGGUUGGUUGUCGAGUGGGUGAGGAAGUUGGUUAUUCUAUACGCUUUGAUGACUGCACAGGACCUGAAACUGUCAUCAAGUACAUGACAGACGGCAUGCUCCUACGAGAGAUUUUGAUGGAUGGAGACCUGUCUUCUUAUUCAGUGGUCAUGCUUGAUGAGGCACACGAGAGAACCAUCUACACUGACAUUCUCUUCAGCUUGCUAAAGCAGCUAAUUAAGCGGAGAAGUGAUCUCAAGUUAAUAGUCACUUCAGCCACUCUUGAUGCGGAGAAGUUCUCUGGUUAUUUUUUCGAUUGCAAUAUUUUCACAAUUCCUGGAAGAACGUUUCCAGUUGAGAUAUUACAUACAAAACAGCCAGAGAGUGAUUACAUGGAUGUUGCACUGAUCACGGUAUUGCAGAUCCAUCUUACUGAACCCAAAGGAGAUAUCCUAUUGUUCCUGACUGGCCAGGAAGAGAUUGAUCAUGCUUGCGAGCGUCUCCAUGAUAGGAUGAAGGCAUUCGGUGGGGACAUACCAGAGCUGAUCGUUUGUCCUGUGUACAGUGCUCUUCCUACUGACGUUCAAUUAAAGAUAUUCGAACCGGCUCCUCCUGGUAAGAGGAAGGUGGUUGUGGCCACCAACAUAGCGGAAGCAUCUAUUACCAUAGAUGGGAUUUACUAUGUUGUUGACCCAGGCUUCGCGAAGCUAAAUGUCUAUAACCCAAAACUAGGGCUAGAUUCACUGGUUAUCACCCCGAUCUCUCAGGCGUCAGCUAAGCAAAGAGCAGGGCGUGCUGGACGUACAGGUCCAGGUAAAUGUUAUCGUCUAUACACUGAGAGUGCCUAUCGCAAUGAAAUGCCACCAACAACGACUCCAGAAAUUCAGAGGGCCAACUUGGGGUGGACGGUUCUUAAUAUGAAGGCAAUGGGAAUAAAUGAUCUUUUGUCAUUUGACUUCAUGGACCCUCCAGCAUCUCAAGCACUCAUAUCGGCUAUGGAACAACUGUACAGUCUUGGUGCCUUAGAUGAAGAGGGUCUUCUUACCAGGCUAGGGAGAAAAAUGGCUGAAUUUCCACAAGAACCACCUCUUUCUAAGAUGCUCCUUGCUAGUGUAGACCUUGGAUGCAGUGAUGAAAUACUGACAAUCAUUGCAAUGAUUCAAACUGGGAACAUAUUCUAUAGACCAAGGGAGAAGCUAGCACAAGCAGAUCGGAAAAGAUCAAACUUUUUCCAGCCGGAAGGUGAUCAUCUCACCCUACUCACUGUGUAUGAGGCAUGGAAGGCAAAGGGUUUUUCAGGACCAUGGUGUGUUGAGAAUUUCAUUCAGGUAAACUCACUAAGGAGGGCUCAGGAUGUGCGAAAACAGCUUCUUGAGAUAAUGGACAAGUUCAAGCUCAACGUCAUCUCUGCCAGGAACAAUUCCACCAAGAUAGGGAAAGCCCUCGCUGCUGGAUUCUUUUUCCACGCUGCAAGGAAGGACCCCAGUGGAGGGUACCGGACCCUCGCUGAUCAUCAGCAGGUUUACAUCCACCCGAGCAGCGCCCUCUUUAACCAGCAGCCACAGUGGGUGAUCUACCAUGAAAUUGUUAUGACAACGAAAGAGUAUAUGAGGGAGGUCACGGCGGUGGACCCAAGAUGGCUAGUAGAGGUGGCACCGAGGUUCUACAGGUCAGUGGACCCAACGAAGAUCAGUAAGCGAAAGCGCCAAGAAAGGAUCGAGCCUCUGUAUGAUAGAUACAAUGAACCCAACUUGUGGCGCCUGAGCAAGGGCCGCUGGUGA